Messenger RNA from Dentiscutata erythropus, 1107 nucleotides. Lineage: Eukaryota; Fungi; Glomeromycota; Glomeromycetes; Diversisporales; Gigasporaceae. The record is from the annotation of a GenBank genome assembly.
AUGGCUACGAAAACAGCUACUCCAAAGACCCGAAAACCUAAAGUUAAUAACUUUGUAUUGGUCUUAGAGCAGUUCCUAGAAAAGCAUAAUCUGAUAGCCAACUCUGCCCCAGAACAAUUAAACGAACAUGCUCCCAAACUCGAUGUAUUACUUCUUGAUUGGAUGGCUCGCAGGUGUGUUAAAGUCGCCCUUGCCAGAGACACUAAUAACAGACGCUCAUUUAGUGAAGAGCAGAUAGAGGCUCUCUUACCAGAUAAGAGAAAAGGAAAACUCACCAUAGAGGAAAGGGCAAAAUAUUGCGCUAAAAUCGGCGAUGCUAUGGACAUUUUCGCCCAUCAUUUAGAUUUAGGCCCAAAAAAUGAUUAUGAAAAUGAAAUAGUCGCCAGUGGUUCACGCCAGUCGCAAUUUCGUGUGAAAUUAGCAGAAGGCGGGGUAAGUCCUGAAAUUAUUAAUACCUAUGCCAAAGAUCCAAAACUUAUUCAAGAGUCUAAUAAAAUUCAGAAAAAACAAACUAAAAAACGAAUGGCUAAUCCGGAUAGAAUUCCAAUACACUUCUUAUUAGCAAGAGUGCUUAAAAGGAUUCAGAAUAUGGAUAUUUCUAAAAUUCCAUCUAAAGAAGAUCUCGCAGAUGUAAUUGUAAUGUUGAGUAUGAGAUCUGCAGAAGUAAGAUCUCUUCAAAUUAUUCACUAUAAACCAGAUCCUUUAAAUGCCCCAGCAAAAAAGUUGUGUGAUACUGUUUUUACAGAAAAUGAAACGCGUAAUGCCUGGCCAUUUAAUGAAUUCUUAAAACAAGAACCUUAUAGAACUAUACCUAAAAAAUUAAGAGAUUAUGGAAGUAAACACGUUUCCAAAAUUCAUGGUGGUAAGAAACCAACUCCCCAACAUCUUAAACUGCUUUCGAGAAUCGCAAUGAGACAAGAAUCAGAUCGCCUUGAUGCAGGUGAUAAUUACGCUAUAGGCGAUACAGAAUCAGAGGAGUCUAAUUUUGAACUAGAGAUAGGCGACAGUUCAAAACCCCAAACACAGGCUUCUUUGCUAUCUCAGACAAUAGAAAUGAAUUCAAUGUUAGCUGAAAUUGAUGCAAUGUUAGCUGAAAUUCAGAAAUAA